Messenger RNA from Eurytemora carolleeae, 1237 nucleotides. It is a transcript of the gene mRpL2, whose product is annotated as 39S ribosomal protein L2, mitochondrial-like. The record is from RefSeq and is a predicted model, not a curated record. Gene Ontology annotation, biological process: cytoplasmic translation. Lineage: Eukaryota; Metazoa; Arthropoda; Copepoda; Calanoida; Temoridae. Gene Ontology annotation, molecular function: RNA binding; structural constituent of ribosome. Gene Ontology annotation, cellular component: ribosome.
GAGGAAGUGUUCAAAAAUGUUUACCGCUAGAAUCUCUCAGCGGCUGAUAUCCGCUAGCUAUGGUGCACUAGUGGAAACAAGAAGAUCUGUAUUGAUGAAUUUAGGAGAAUCUACUUUUGGUUAUGAACUUUUGAAAACAGCGCCGGCCGCCGACUUUCAACAAAAAAGAUUUAAAGUCAGGGAUUUGAAAGUAGAUUUUACCUUCAAACGAGAACGUCCUGUUGGUCCUCACAAACACAAAACCCCAAACCUUAUAGAUCCAAGAGCCUCUCGUGAAAUAGACUACAGGAGGAUAGUUCACUAUCCCGAGGAUGGAAAAUAUACAAUCAAAAAAUUAAAAAUGACGAAGCUUGGCGGCAGGCAUCCUGUUACUGGAAGGAAGGUAAUAGAAGGAGUGGGGGGAGGCAGUAAAAGAAAAUAUAGAUGGAUAGAUUUCCACAGACUUCCUCAGGUGAUAAUAUUUUCAGGAUACGGGACCCAUCUCAGAUAUCAAAUUGCCACAAAAAACAUGAAACAGGGAGAUUUAAUCCGAACAUUUACUGAUAUUCCGGACAAUCCUAUUCGACCUAAAGAAGGAGACUCGCAUCCGCUUGGGGCUCUUCCGAUAGGAACAGCCAUCUGUCAGAUUGAAGCAUGGCCCGGUGAGGGGGCGUUUUUUAUGAAAAAUGCCGAGGAUGAGGCAAAAAUUGUCAGAAAGGUUGGCGACAGAGUAGUUAUCAAGUGUUGGGAUAAACUCGAGUUCGCUAUUCCUCAGGAAGCCCAGUGUGUUAUUGGGGCUAAUUCUAUUCAUCCGCUUCGUGCUAUGCCAAUAGGUUCUCCUAACCGAAUGAGAUGGUUGGGUAGGCGGCCUAGAUCUGGUUUAUGGAAGAGGAAGGGAGGAAGGAUGAGAAGGAAAAUAAAUAAAAUAAUUACCUCUAUAUUAGGUUCUCCUAACCGAAUGAGAUGGUUGGGUAGGCGGCCUAGAUCUGGUUUAUGGAAGAGGAAGGGAGGAAGGAUGGGAAGGAAGAUCAAGAAACCUCCACCAACUACAAAUACAACCCCGUAUGCUGAGUUUAUGAAGGAUGUUGGUACUCCCUCUAACAGACCUGUUCGAGGCAGAUCUGUCCUGCUGACCGCUAAGGGUGAGGGAAGGAAGGGUAGAACUCCAGCUAGUAAACGUCUUUGUCCUGAUGGAUGGUAAAACCUGCGGCCCCACCCCCUUCAGUAUUUAUUAUAGUUGAAUAAAAAUUUAAUCUUA